Molecule: messenger RNA, 4742 nt
Organism: Hyla sarda
Lineage: Eukaryota; Metazoa; Chordata; Amphibia; Anura; Hylidae
Product: ATP-binding cassette sub-family C member 5-like
Exons: 31
Coding region: 123-4325 (1400 amino acids)
Biological process (GO): transmembrane transport
Cellular component (GO): membrane
Molecular function (GO): ABC-type transporter activity; ATP hydrolysis activity; ATP binding
Source: RefSeq, a predicted model, not a curated record
UGGAAUUUCAGCCUAAACUGUGCAUUCAAUUCAACUAUGUGGAGGAGACCAGAUAAGUUAGAAAUACAAAAUACAGCCAGGUGCAGUACCAGGCGUCAUGAACAUGCUACUCUAUAAGUAACAUGGAGACACCAGCAAAGAAGAAAUUUACCAUCAGGUACCAGCACAGUCUGUCUGUUCUCAAGCCAUUCCGCACCACGCACAGUCACCAACAUCCGAUUGAUAAUGCCGGCUUAUUUUCCUUCAUGACUUUGAACUGGAUCACGCCACUUGCAAGAAAGGUUUAUCGUAGUUCUAAACUUCAUAUAAGUGAACUUUGGGGUCUGCCAUCACAAGACUCAUCAGAAGUAAACAGUUGGAGGCUACAGAAACUUUGGGAAGCAGAACUCCAGAAGCGUGGGAAGAGGAAAGCAUCUCUCACCUUGGUGCUAUGGCGUUUCUGUCGAACCAGAUCCUUGCUGGCUUUAUUGUCUCUGAUUAUAACCAUGGUAGCAAACUUUAUUGGCCCAGCUAUCUUCAUCCGUGCACUUCUUGAGUACACAGAAACAGUUGAAUCUAAUCUCCUUUAUGGGCUGCUUAUAGCAUUUGGUAUUUUUAUAGCAGAGCUUGUAAGAUCUUGGUCUUUUGCACUUAACUGGACAAUGAAUUAUAGAACAGGAAUUCGACUGAAAGGAGCCGUUUUAUCAUUGGCUUUUAGAAAGAUACUAAAACUUAAAGUAUCUAAGGAUGUUACAACAGGAGAGCUAGUCAACAUGUGUAGCAGUGAUGGUCAACGAUUAUUUGAAGCCGCCUCGGUAGGUUGUAUGCUUGCUGCCAGUCCUUUCAUCGCCCUCUUGGGACUGCUAUACACAGUGUUCUUUCUGGGACCUACAGCACUAAUAGGUUCUGCUGCAUUUAUCUUGUUUUAUCCACUAAUGAUGUUGGCAUCAAGACUAACUGCAUAUUUUAGGAAAAAAUGCAUAGGGAUCACAGAUCAAAGAGUACGAGUUAUGAAUGAAAUCUUGACCAGCAUUCAAUUUAUCAAGAUGUAUGCAUGGGAGAAAACAUUCAAGUGCAAUAUUCAAGCCAUCAGAAGAGCGGAGAGGGUUUUCUUGGAAAAAGCUGGAUAUGUUCAGAGUGUCACAUCAGGGAUAGCCCCUGUAGUGGUAGUGAUAGCUAGCGUAUGCACUUUUACAUUGCAUAUGACUCUUGGAUAUGAUCUGACAGCUACACAGGCAUUCACAAUUGUUACUGUGUUCAAUUCCAUGACAUCAGCUCUGAAGAUGAUUCCUCUUGCUGUAAGAGCAGCUUCAGAAGCUUCUGUGUCCAUCUCUAGAUUUCAGAGAUUAUUCUUAAUGGAAGAAAUUGAUACUAAGAAUAAUGAGAAAAUAGAGCCCUAUUCUGUUGUUGAAUUUCGAGAUGCAUAUUUGACGUGGAAGUCAGCAGAACUGGAUACAUGUAAGGAUAUGAAAACUCAUACAUCAGAAGAUCAAGCAGCUAAAAGACAACUUAUUCAGCUUCAUUCGGCAGAUCUGACAGAUAAAUGUUUAACUAAUGGAAAUCCAGUUAUCUAUACUUCUGAAGCAAAACAAACUUCGUUUUCCACUAAUAGCUUGGCUAUUCCUAUAUCAAUGGGUUUACCUGUACUACACAACAUUAGCUUUUCUCUGCAAAAGGGCAAACUUGUAGGAAUCUGCGGGAGCGUUGGGUGUGGUAAAAGUUCUUUGAUAUUAUCUGUUCUAGGUCAGAUGACCUUACUGGAAGGCACAAUAUCAGUAAGUGGCAGUACUGCCUAUGCGGCCCAGCAAGCCUGGAUUUUCAAUGCAACCUUAAGAGAAAAUAUUUUGUUUGGAGAAACAUAUGAUGAAGAAAAGUACAAUAACACACUGGAGGCAUGCUGCUUAUAUCCUGAUAUUCAGUCUCUGCCUAAUGGAGACUUAACUGAGAUAGGAGAACGUGGAAUCAACCUAAGUGGUGGUCAGAGGCAGCGGAUCAGCUUGGCUCGUGCACUGUAUAGCACAAGUAGCAUUCUUCUCUUGGAUGACCCACUCAGUGCUGUAGAUGUGUAUGUGGGAGCGGAGUUAUUCAGCAAGGCAAUUAAAACUGGAAUGAAGAACAGGAGUGUCCUAUUUGUUACUCAUCAAUUACAGUACCUUGUGGAGUGUGAUGAAGUUUUAUAUAUGAAUGAUGGGUACAUUUCUGAGCAAGGAACACAUGAGGACCUAAUAAAUUUAAAGGGUGAUUAUGCUCUUUUAUUUGAGAGUAUGGAGCAAACAAAUAUUGUUAAAGGAAAUACACAACAGACUGAUGAUACUAAACAGAAUACAGAUCAAGACAUGACAAGGAAGGGUUGGAAUCCUGAAGAUAUAAAUCUCCUCAAUUCAACAAGCACAGAUCUUUCCACUGAGACAUCUGGAAUAAAAGAGAAUGAAGCAGAAGGGGAUAGUUAUAUAAAUGACCAUGUAAAAGAAUCAGAAACAGACAUGGCACCCCAAAGAUAUGGUGGUGAUGAGGAGGUGGUCCAGGGUCUUAUGCAAGCUGAAGAAAAGAGUGAUGGCACUGUACCCUGGAGGGUAUACGCAGCAUACAUUAACGCGGCUGGAGGGGUGCUCAUAAUCACCAUGAAUAUUUUUCUGUUUGUACUAACCACAGGUAGUGCAGCCUUCAGUAACUGGUGGCUAAGUUACUGGAUUAAACAAGGCAGUGGGAACAUGUCUGUUGCUACCGCUAACUGGACUCGGUCAGGUGGAAGUAUGAAAGACAACCCUGACCUGCACUUUUAUAUUUCUAUUUAUGCCAUGUCUAUGGUGGCUGUUAUUUUGCUGAGAUUUGUACGAGGCUAUGCUUUUGUUAAGAGCACUCUGAGAGCCUCAACUAAAUUACAUGAUGUUCUAUUCCAAACUCUCCUCCGUAGUCCUAUAAAAUUAUUUGAUACAACUCCUCUUGGCCGUAUUCUGAACCGAUUCACCAAGGAUGUGGAUGAAGUUGAUAUACGCCUUCCAAACCAAAUGGAGCAGCUCAUGCAGAAUAUGAUCCUUGUCCUCUUCUGCCUCGGCAUCAUUAGUUCAGUAUUUCCCUGGUUUCUCAUAUCUGUGGUACCCCUGAGUGUGCUCUUCUACAUAGUGAACAGAGCUUCCAGAGUGCUAAUUCGUGAAUUAAAACGCAUGGAUAAUAUUAGUCAGUCUCCAUUCAUAUCUCAUAUCACAUCGACCUUACAAGGAAUAACAACUAUACAAGCCUAUAAUAAGACAAAGGAUUGUCUUAAUACAUAUCAAAAACUUCUAGAUGUCAACCAAGUGCCAUGCUUCCUCUUCAGCUGUGCCACACGUUGGUUGGCAGUGCGUCUGGAUCUGAUUAGCCUUGCUGUCAUCACUUUGACUGCCAUUUGUGUGGUGUUCAUGCAUGGAACCAUUUACCCAGCCUAUGCAGGCCUUGCCUUGUCUUAUGCAGUCCAGCUUACUGGACUGUUUCAGUUCACUGUGCGGUUGGCCACAGAGACAGAAGCCAGAUUUACUUCACUGGAAAGAAUUAAUUACUAUAUAGAGAAUCUGGAAUCAGAAGUGCCUCCUCACAUCCAUACAAAGCCUCCACCAGAAGAAUGGCCCCAACAUGGAAGAAUUACAUUUGAAAAUGUUGAAAUGCGUUACCGUGAUGGCCUCCCUUUGGUUCUGAAGAACAUUUCAUUUAGUAUUGAGCCACAAGAAAAGAUUGGGAUUGUGGGAAGAACUGGGUCAGGCAAAUCAUCCUUGGCAGUGACACUGUUUAGACUGGUUGAACUGUCUGGAGGUACCAUCAGCAUUGAUAAUGUGCAUAUUGACACAAUUGGACUGGAGGAUCUAAGGAGAAAACUUUCCAUCAUCCCUCAAGAACCAGUUCUUUUUGUUGGAAGUGUCAGGUGGAAUUUGGACCCAACAAACCAGUACACUGACAAGGAGGUGUGGAAUGCAUUGGAAAGGACUCACAUGAAAAAACAUGUAGAACAGUUGCAUGGAAAGCUACACGCUCCUGUGACAGAGAAUGGAGGCAAUUUCUCAGUUGGAGAACGUCAGCUUCUGUGCAUGGCGCGGGCUUUACUGAGAAACAGUCAGAUAUUAUUGUUAGAUGAAGCAACUGCAGCAAUAGACAAUGAAACUGAUGCACUGAUCCAGGAUACCAUUAAUGAUGCAUUUAGUAAAUGCACGGUGCUUAUCAUAGCUCAUCGCCUCAAUACUGUGCUCCACUGUGACCGGAUAAUGGUGAUGGACCAUGGAAAAAUCCUGGAGUUUGACAAGCCCUCAGUCCUGUUGUCCAAUGAGAACUCUACAUUCCAUGCCAUGGCAGUCGCAGCAGAAAGAAGAUCUUUUUGAUCAUCAUUAGACAGAUCCCAAAUUAAAGAAUGAUAUUAUAUGUGGUAUUAAAUAAUUAUAGGUCACAAUAUCGGGACAUUUAUAUGACCAAGAAAUUUACACAUAUACAUAUAUAUAUAUAUAUAUAUAUAUAUAUAUAUAUAUGUAUAUAUGUUUUACCAAUAGUUGCUGGGCCUACAUAUAAGGUGAACAUAUAAGAGGGCCAGCAACCAACCGCAAAGGCUGUGAUUCCAUUUAUGGUUAUGUAAUGCACUACAGACAUAAGAUACAUAUCAUUACACUAUACAGUAUAAUGUUUAUAAACACGAUGUGUAACAAAUAAGACUCUCUCUCUCUCCACUCUCUUAUUACGUCACAGCCAUUGGUUGCAGCCAGUCACAUGAUAAAUAUCACGAGGUAUGGAUUAUUUUUGGCUUU